CCCGUCCCAUACUGUGGUGUCUGCACUUCUGCACAGAUUAACCUCGCUUUUGUCGCAGGGCCACAAAGAGGAGGCCCCUCCCCUGCUGCUGAGCCGGGGCUUUCAGCAUGGCCCCCUGCCAGGGGAGGCUUUAAAAGGGUGGGGGCACCCAUGAACCUCUCACUCUCACAUCAGGACGUCCCAACAGCACCAAAGCAAAGACAUCAUGACUCAUCACUGCACCAAGUUCUCCGGCCACUGGAAGAUCAUUGUCUUCGACGAGGAGUGCUUCCAGGGCCGCCGCCAUGAGUUCACCUCUGAGUGCUGCAACGUGAUGGAGUUCGGCUUCGAGACCGUGCGCUCCCUGAGGGUGGAGAGUGGAGCCUGGGUGGGCUACGAGCACGCCUCUUACCAGGGUCAGCAGUUUGUCCUGGAGAGGGGAGAGUACCCUCAGUGCGACGCCUUCGGAGGCAGCAACGCCUACCACAUCGAGAGGAUGACCUCCUUCAGACCCAUCGCCUGUGCUAACCACAGAGAGUGUCGUAUGACCAUCUUUGAGCGUGAGAACUUCCUGGGCCGCAAGGGAGAGCUGAGCGAUGACUACCCCUCCCUGCAGGCCAUGGGCUGGUGCAACAACGAGGUUGGAUCCCUCAAGAUCCAGUCUGGAGCCUUCGUGUGCUACCAGUACCCCGGAUACCGUGGAUACCAGUACAUCAUGGAGUGCGACCGUCACUGCGGAGAGUUCAAGCACUUCAGGGAAUUCGGCUCCCACUGCCAGACCCCUCAGAUCCAGUCCAUCCGCCGCAUCCAGCAGUAACUCCCAUGUGACCCUUUCCCUUUGACCCCUGCUGCUGAAUAAAAUGUCUUUCUUAAACACAA
Molecule: messenger RNA, 858 nt
Organism: Eleginops maclovinus (Patagonian blennie)
Lineage: Eukaryota; Metazoa; Chordata; Actinopteri; Perciformes; Eleginopidae
Gene: cryba4
Product: crystallin, beta A4
Exons: 6
Coding region: 206-796 (196 amino acids)
Biological process (GO): visual perception; lens development in camera-type eye
Molecular function (GO): structural constituent of eye lens
Source: RefSeq, a predicted model, not a curated record